CGAGUUGCAGUUACAGAGCAGAAGAAGUGCAGAACACAACACAAGCUAGAGAAAAAGUUGAGACCACGUCGUCUUCCACGCCAACGAGCAUACCAUGGCGGCCACCCACCCACGACCAGGCGCCAACCCCACCACCUACACCAUCUCCCGCAUCCAUUAACUGACCCAUCCCUAGCUUCUCUCCGGUAAUCUCGCUGAGACCAGAAAAGCUUGCACGCCACUACACCAACGUACUCUUCUUCUUGCACGAAGACACGACGGCGGCAGCCGGAAAUCAGAAGCUACGAGGCGCGCCGCGAUCUUGCGACGAUGAUGGUGAUGGGCUACUUCCGGGCGCCCAAGAAGGUACGUGGUGGGAGGAAGAAGAAGAAGGACGCGGCGGCGCAAGAGGAGGCCGCGGGGCUACGGGUGGCGCUGCUGGACCAGCCGGGCGGCGGCGGCGAGAGUGCGCUGCCGAAGGGGUACUUUGCCGUGUACGUCGGGGAGGAGGCGCGGCGGUUCGUGGUGCCCACGGGGUAUCUCCGGGAGCCGGCGUUCCGGGACCUCAUGGAGCGCGCCGCCGACGAGUUCGGCUUCGCGCAGGCCGCCGGGCUACACGUGCCCUGCGCCGAGGAGGACUUCGAAGAGCUGCUCCGCCAGCUCGGCCGCAAGAACGGCGGCUCCGGCAGCGGCAGGGGGAAGAAGGCCAUUUAGGUAGCUAGCACUUGCACGUCCUAUCAUAGCAGCAGCACCCCGGGCCGUGCCCUACGUACUUAGAUUGAUGA
Molecule: messenger RNA, 764 nt
Organism: Lolium perenne
Lineage: Eukaryota; Viridiplantae; Streptophyta; Magnoliopsida; Poales; Poaceae
Product: auxin-induced protein 10A5-like
Biological process (GO): response to auxin
Source: RefSeq, a predicted model, not a curated record